Messenger RNA from Podarcis lilfordi (Lilford's wall lizard), 25196 nucleotides. Lineage: Eukaryota; Metazoa; Chordata; Lepidosauria; Squamata; Lacertidae. The record is from the annotation of a GenBank genome assembly.
AUGUUGCUCUCGUGCUUCCCGGAGCUGUACUUCAACGUAGACAGCGGCUACCUGGAAGGCCUGGUGCGAGGCUUCAAGGCCGGCGUCCUCAGCCAGGCCGACUAUGUCAACCUCGUCCAGUGCGAGAGCCUCGAAGGUCAGCUGGGGAGGGGGAGGUGUUCCUGAGCAUGUGCAGAGGGCGAGGCGCCUAGCGCGACUUUUCCUCGGGGAUCCGCUCCGGGCCCUUCUUAGCUAGCCGCCCACACCACGGGCCGCUACCUGCUCCUUGCCCCGCCGCCAUUCCUGGUAGGUUUCGGUUGGCCUGGUCGCGCUUCAUCCUCAGGGCGGCCGCUUCUUCAGUCAGGAGACUGGCCGAGCCUGGAGCAGAAGCGGGGGCGAGCGGGGGCGGGGGCGGGGGCGCGUUGGAGGUGACUUGCUUCAGCUGCAAGUUGUUUUGCUUGAUUUCCUUGUGGUGGCGUUGUAUGAGGAAGUUCUUUGAUUCACCAGAUUUAAAAAAUAGCUCUAUCCUUGCUGAGGUUCCUGCCAUGAAGGACUUUAAAGGUAAACGCACACACUUUGAGUGGAACCUGGAAGCAGGUGAAGGUGCUGGGGUAUUGGUGAAAGAGGUUUGUAACACCCAUCUUAAUACUGAUGAUGCGGCAGUCCCAAGUCCCCAGGUGACUUCAUUCAGUCAUGUCACCUAAUUAAGCAAUGUGGGGUAAGGAGAGAGAACCCUCCUGGACCCCAAAGCAUAGAUGCUAUGAAAUGACUGCCUAGGUCCAAGUGGAAAGACAGGAAAACAGUGCUGCCAACUCCAAACUUAUAUAUGGUCACAUGGUCAUUGCUUUCAAAAGCCACAGAAAACUGCCGGAACGAACAGAGUCAUGCUUCCCCUGAAAACACACACAACUUGUGAUGCUUUAAAGGCUGACAUGUUUAUUGCAGCAGAAAGUUUCUGUAGAAUUAGAGCCUCAUAAGUUCAAAGGUAGCAUCAAGCACAGUCACCAGCUUCUGCUCUUGUGAAUAGUAACUGCACUUGCAUUAAGAUUCUGCAUCCCCCCUCCUUUUCCCCCACUUAAAGAUUUUUGGGCCGCACAUCUUUGGAUAGCACACUAUAGAAAUACUUUGGGGGGGGGGGUCUUUAUGAUAUCAGCACGCACUCUUGUGUUUGUAAUGUAACAUGUCUGUCUCUCUGGAAUUUGUCAUCAGUGAGUGUUUUUGCAAGAUAAUCAAGAACAAGCUUUGUCAAAUUUUUAAAUGAAGGGAAUUCCCAGAUUGCAGGGCAGCUGUCAAGAGCCCUGCAAGUGGGAACUGACACCAAAGUGCGUUUCAGACUUUAAGGGCUGGAGCAAGUCUUCUUGGGGCUCUGAGCAAAAUCCCAAAUUCCUUUAUGGAAAGGGAGUCAUAGGAAGCCUUGUCACAUUUCUAAGGCCAAAGGCUUUGGCUCAUUCACUUAAAUGUUAGCUCCAUUCGGUUCAUAAUUCCUAAUGAAUUAUGAACCCAAUUUCUUUCCAAGUAAGUCUGCUUUAGGACUGAAGUUUUAGAAGUAAUGGUAAUGUAAGCUGGGGAAAUAAGUAGCAAAACAUUCAACAUUUCUUCACGUGAGUUGAACAUCCUUUUAUCAUAUGUUAAAUUUCGUGCUGCGUUUUCCAGAUUGUCUUGGCAGCUUUUUCAGUUGAGUUCAGAGAAUGUUUUGCAGGAUGAAACUGUUUCUUCAUUAAUAUUCUUUUAUUUUACCAUUAAUAUUAUUUUAUUUACUGCUCAAUUGUGGCUAAAAUUCAAAGUGAUUUGCCAAAAAUACUAAAAUUAUCAAUAAAAACUAUUUAAAAAAUCAAAAUUAACAGUAAAAGAGGUUAAAACACAUCAGCAUGUCUGGAUAAGCUAGUCUAAAGAAAAAUGUUUUUAGCAGGCACAGAAAAGAGUACAGCAAAUACACCUUCUUGAUAUCAGUAGGCAGCAAGUUCCAAAUUUUAGGUGCUGCUGCACUAAAAAAAGUGAUUUUUUACAAAUGUGGAAUGGAUAUUAUGUGGCACCUGUAAUAGUGUCAAUUCCACAAUUGACAUAUUGUCAGUUGGGCAUAUAUGAGUAAGGUGAUCUGGUAGGUAAGCUAGUUACAAGGCGUUAAGGCAACUCCCAAUUUAUGUGGGGGUUACGUUCCAAGGCACCGUACGUUUAAGUGAAAUCAUGUAUAUUUCCUACAGCAUUGAAAAAGCCUGCAAACACCCAUCCUGCCCCUGUUCUGUUCCUCCCCGUUUUGUUAUCGUUUCUGGGUUCAGCGCAGUUGCGCACCUAUCAAACAUUCCUAAACUGGUUCCUGCCGGUAUCCUAAUAGUAACCCCUUGAACUUGGCUCAGUAGCAAAUUGGUAACCAGUGUAGAUCUCUAAGCUUAUCCCACACAUAAAGUACUCAACAAAUGUAGGCUGCAGGACUAGACACACUUACCUGAGAGUAAGUCUCAUUGAACUUGGGAGGGCUUAUGUCUGAGUAAACAUCCAUGUGGUCACACCGCCUGGCACAUGGAGAAUAAUAUUGACAGGAGUUCCUUCAUUUUCUCUUUUGUGAGGGUAAUCGGCUGACACACUGUGGAGAUUGCAAGAGGUGGAGAUGUAAAAGAGCCCUGGGCUGCUGAAUGAACAAGCUACAAUAGACUCAAUUCAUACCAAUUGAUUAAAAAAGACCACCUCAUUUAUUAAUAAUACUUACUUGCUGCUUUUCCAGCAAAAAUUCUCUAAGCAGUUUGAGUAGUAAAAUUGGGCAGCUGCAGCAUCCCCUGUGCUCUUCCUUGAGUCCUUCAUAGCUUGGUAGUGCCUGUCUCUCCUGGCUCUUUGAGCUCUCAAUGGAAGAGGCUGUUCAAGGUGCUGGGUGUGUGUGUAAAGUCCUCUUGCCACUCCUCUGGAUAAGUCCCCCUGCCCUGGAAGUGGGUCAUUAAGUAUUGGGCCCCAGGUGACACAAUCUGUUAGUGUCCAAAGGAGGAUGAGUUUCGUCUCAUUUGGGCAAUGGUAUUGAUGUCUCCUUGGCUUUACAGGAUGAACUGACAGUGCUAGUGAUUACAUAUGUUUUUACUCAUUAGUCUAGGUUAAAGGUAAAGGUACCCCUGCCCGUACGGGCCAGUCUUGCCAGACUCUAGGGUUGUGCGCUCAUCUCACUCUAUAGGCCGGGAGCCAGCGCUGUCCGCAGACACUUCCGGGUCACGUGGACAGCAUGACGAAGCUACUCUGGCGAGCCAGAGCCGCACACGGAAACGCCGUUUACCUUCCCGCUGGUAAGCGGUCCCUAUUUAUCUACUUGCACCCGGGGGUGCUUUUGAACUGCUAGGUUGGCAGGCGCUGGGACCGAGCAGCGGGAGCGCACCCCGCCGCGGGGAUUUGAACCGCCGACCAUGCGAUCGGCAAGUCCUAUGCGCUGAGGUUCAACCCACAGCGCCACCCGCGUCCCAAGUCUAGGUUAUUACUAACUAAUUAAAAUAAUUUAUAUAUCUCCUUUCCUUUCCAGAAGAAAUACUGAGGCGGUUUACAAACUGAUAAAAGCCGAUGACAAAACAGCAAGAAUUUGGUUAUAAAACCAGUUAUAAAAUACAGCUCCCUGUAUAUAUAAACAUACACAUAUAUAAACAUCCAUGGAAACAGAACAAAAAGUUGGGAGAUUCAAGUUAGGGAGCUGCUUGUCUAGAUGAUGUGUCUCAAAGCUUCAGCUCGAAAUGUUAAGCAGAGCUCUUCUAAUAGCAAUCCUGCCUAUUUGCUACCAGGCCAAUUCAAGAUGCUUGAAUGGAAUGAUCCUACAAAUUCCUAAAAGGGGUUGCUUGAAGGAGGAAGAUCCAAUUUCCUGUCUUUUUUCUAGCCAUGUCUUUAUACAGUGGAUGUGAAUGGGAUCCGUUCUGGAGCCUCGCACGCAUCCAGAAGCUAACGCAACCCGCGUCUGCGCGUGCACAGAUCCCAAUUUGCCGCUUCUGCACAUGCGUGUGACAUCAUUUUGACCGUCUGCGCAUGUUCAAGCGGUGAAACCUGGAAGUAAUGCACUCUGUUACUUCCGGGUCGCCGCAGCACGCAACCCGAAAAUACUUAUACCGAAGCUACUUCAGCCUGAGGUAUGACUGUAAUUGGCAGGGGAAGGAGCCCCGUUUAGCCCAUUGGCAUGGCUUGUUGCACAAUGACAGGGCUUCCUCUUUCAUGGCCCACCCAACUAUGGAACUUCCACCCUUUGUAAGUUAGGGGGUGUUUCCUUUGGUGUUUACUGAAGACACAUCACUUCACACAAGCAUUUGAGGAGAUGUUUAUGUAUUCAUUUUAGGCAUUUUAAUUACUCUUACGUUGAUUCUUUGUUUUGUUUUGCAGUGCCUUGCUUGAAGGGCAGUCUAGAAAUGUAAUAAAUACAUGACACUGAAUGACAGUUCUGGCAGUCAGGGGAAGGGUAGGUUGAGACUAGAGGUUUAAAACCAUUCCAGAGGUUUCUUCUCUUCCAGUAGUUCUGCACAUCUUUGCUUGUGUUCUUAAUUUCCCUGCUUGCUGGGAUCAGCCUCUUGUAAUUCCUCACUACCACCAUGAGGUGGUGCCCCAGACCUCUGCCUGGCUUUUCUUUCCUGUCUGACUUUGCAGUGUGUUAUAGCAGGCAUGGCCAAACUUGGCCCUCCAGCUGUUUUGGGACUACAGUUCCCAUCAUCCCUGACCACUGGUCCUGUUAGCUAGGGAUGAUGGGAGUUGUAGUCCCAAAACAGCUGGAGGGCCAAGUUUGGCCAUGCCUAUGUUAUUGGGGGGGAGGGUGUUCCCUGCAUUUAUGGCCCUGUUGGCCGCCAUAAGAGCCAUUUCUUUGUCAGAAACUUUCCAUUUGAAUCUGCCUGCCUUUGAGUAUAUGGUUCCAGUUUGCCAGAACCAAAUAUAUGAAAACUUGUGUGCUGUUAAGCAUGUCUGCUGGUUUGCAGAAUCUUCAUUGUUUUCCAGGAAGCUGUAUGAGAGUGUUUGAGAGUCUGCUUAUUGAAUGCUCUUGCCCUUUCCCAUGGCCUGCUAUGCUGUUUUGACCUGGAUGUUCCUUGGCAUUUGUUGGGACAGCCAUGCGCCUUAUUCUAUCUAGUGCAGCAUCAUGUUCCCUCUUGCUGCGUGACUCUUAGAAGCUUGUAAGCAGCAACUCUCCCCUCCUGUUUGGCCCCAGCACCUGACCUUUGGGGGCUAUAAUGCCUUUGAACAUGGUGGUUCCAUGCUAUUUAUUUACCAUAGGGUUGUGGGCUCAUGUCUGCCUGGAAAACAUUUGACCCCUAAUAUGUGGGGGCUCUGUAGUUAUUUAGUGGGAUGGAGAUGGACUGUGGGAUCAGUUUGAAGGACUCAGACUCUGUAUGGUCCGCAGCUGCUGUUUACUGCGUUUCUGAGCUGUUCUUCCUCCAAAGGACAAAAUGCCCCUGCAAACUGCCUGGCCUCCUCCCCUGUGAAUUGGAUUAAGUUGCAAGACAUGAACUAGCCGAAGGCCACCCAGUGAGCCUCAUGAUUGAUUGGAACCUGGAUCUCCUAGAUGUAAUCCAGCACUAGCCUCUGCACCACACCAACACUGAACAGUGGUUCUGGGGCUGAGCCAAGGCAGAAGUGAAGGAGUCGUCAAUCUUUGGGGGCCCAUUUUGAAUGCUGAGAGUAUGCCGUGAGCACUAACAGCCACAUCUGGUUGGCUCUCUCCCUUCCCCCUCCCACCUCUACCGGCAAAGAACACACAACUUUGCUUUUCCAUGUAAUCUGGGUAAAAGUCAGAUCCAGUAGAAUUAAAAUGGAUCCUCUUGAAUUUGUAGCUUUUUCCCCUUCACCCACCCCCAUCAAAUUAAAGUUUCUUCAGAGGUGGGGAACAUAUGACAGUGGAUUAUGCUGCCCUCUUGUGCUCCCCAAAGGAAAUGCAUGCCUUUGCUCAUUUGCUUGACCUAGAGCACUCCCCAGUAAGUCUAUGGAUUCCUCAGGAUUGUGCUAUGCUCUUUGACUGUUUGUAUGAGUGUGUGUGUGUGUGAGGCAGAUUUGAUCUUUGCUCUGUGUUUCAUGUUCGCCAUAAGGUUUCCCCUGGUUCCACUAAAUUUGCCCUCUCCUGCUUCAUAAUUAUCCUUAGUGCUCCUGGUCUGCUUGGAGUUUCAGUUAAAACACCAGUCACUUGGUUUUGUUACUAACAGCUUCCUCUCGUAACUCAGUGUGCUUAUUUGCUGUGUCUUUGUGCUUAAACAGGGAAAAAGAAGUGUUCAGUUUUUCAGUGCCUGAAUCCUUGUGGGUCCUCAUGAUUUUUAAAGAGAAUGACAACAAUACCCUCGAGAUUGCAGAAUACAUCUGGAUGCAGAGGGUGACCUAUGAUUUGAUUAAGAUUUUGAGUGGAUACCUUGUAAACAUUGAAGAUCUAUCAGGAUCUGUACAUCAGUCAUGGUUUUGCACCACAGCAGUAAUAGAAAGCACCAGAUUCAUUAGUCAGUGGAGAGAAAUGUUUGUGAUUUGAUAGUGGAAACCUGUGGAAAAAUUAUGCCGUUUCAAAAGAUCAUCUUUUCCAAAGUGUGUACAUGCCUGUGUGCAGGCACCUUCUAUCUGCCCUCUAACACUCUCCCCUCAAUUCUCUCUCCUCACUCACUCAUACACCACACAACUCUUCCUCCAUUAUCUCCCUUGAUUUCUGUGGCAUCUCACUUUCUCCCCCCCCCCCCCGACCCUCUGUUUUCCUGCCAUGAAUCUCCCUUUCCCUUUUGCUCUUACCAUCUUGUUCCUUCUGCUUUUUGUUCACGUGCUGUGCUGUUCUGAGCCUUGAAAAGCACAUAGAGCUGAAGGAGGAAGUGGGAAGGAGAAUGAGUCUUCCAACUUCCUCCUUCAGCUCUAAGUGCUUUUCAAGGCUCAGAACAGCAUGUGAACCAAAAAAGCAGAUACUAUCACUUCAAGGUAUCCACUGUAGCACCCUUAGUGGCUGGCUUGUUUGACAGCUAGGUAUAGGGCAGGACACAUUUAAAGGGCCGCUUCCUAAAGCAACGGUGUGGCUUUUCGAACAUUAGUGUUUGGUUUAUGUUUUCUGUGUUUGGGAAUGUGUUUAAUGCACUUACAUACAUGCAUUUAUUUUAUGGAACCUCAGUUUUCUUAUUUCACAGUCAGAUAGAAAUGGAUGCUCAACUGCCCAGCUCUUGUGCACUUCCAGUGAUUUCUUGUUAAAAAGUGCAUGCAGACAGGUACAGAAAUACCUACCUCCAUGGCCCAGAUGGAGAUUGAGGAAUGACUGAAGGGAGGGGCCAGAAAACACAACAUAAAAUAAUUUAGUCAUACUUUGACCACUGAAAUGGAUGGGAAAACUGAGCUAUUCCUAUGAAAAGCAUAAGACUAAAAGCAGAGUAUGUAGAUGAUCAGCUGUCAGUUGUGCACACCAACAAAUCAGGUCUAACCAACAACCCCAUGUUGGUUUCUCAUUUGUCCCCAUGUUUCUCAUUUGUUUGGUCAAACUGCAGCUGCUGCCCAUAUUUGGAGACUUUGCUGUGUCCCUUAAAGGCGCCUCUUCUAGAGAGCAAGCUUGAAGAUUGCAUCCUUGUCUGCCCUCAGGCUUGGCCCAUCAUUGCUGGGCCUUUCUGUCCUUGGAACAGCCCGAAAUCCAUUAACCUUUGAAAAAAGUCAGAUUAGCAUUGCAGAUGAAUAGAAGCCAUGAAGACAGGCAGCCAAAGGGGGAGGAUCUUCUUAAAGAGGGAUGGCCAGCCACUCUGUGCUCCUUGGGAGAAGGGUUGUCAUGCUUGCUGACAGUCUGAUUCUGUAAUAAAACCAGUGAGGUAUAGCGAUGUGGGCUUUGUCAUUACGGAACGUGGAAUUCCCAGGGCAUUUGGCAUGCAGAUGUCACCUUUGCACAUGACUACCAUCUCAUGCAACUAUAAAGCAAUUUAACUUCUUUAUAAGUAGAAAUGUGGGCAAACUUUUCACCACAUCUUUGUAAAAUUUGGUAGACCAUUGGAAGCCAGAUAAAAAUUGCUUUUGGGCUGGAUCUGGCCUGGGUGCUCUCUCUCCCUGCCCCCCCCAGUAGUGUCCUGCAGGAGGACCUGCUGGACUGGCUGUGGUCUGAAAGGGGGCCUGUCCUUCAGCUGCAUCAAGUCCCUGAUGUGCCCUGUUCAGAAUUGGAGCCACUGAGGGCACUGAGGUUGUCUCCCCAUCUGCCCAAGCUCUCAGUAGCCAAAGCAAAGUGCUUGGGGGAUUUGUGCCUUUGAGGAAGCUGUGUUGUGUUUGGGUCUUCCUUAGCAGCUGCAGAGGGAGAGGCUUGUGCUCAAAAUAGAGUGAGAGCCCUCUAGGCCAGAGCUGCUAGGUUGGUCACUGGGCAGAAUGCUGGAUGCUGAUCUGUAGAUGAGGAAAGGUUGGAAGAAUGUGGCAUAUUUAGCCUGGAGCUUAGAGGGGAGCAUAAUAUAGCCAUCUUCCAAUACCUGAAGGGCUUCCAGGCAGAGGAGGGUAAAGGAGUUUCCUUUGCUGCCCAAGGGAGCAGGAUUUGAUUGAGUGUGCUGAGAGCACAAGCAAAAGAGUCCAUUUCAGGUGAACAUUAGGAGAAAUGGAUUGGCAGUAGGAGCUGUCCGACCAUGGAGCCUAUAGAGAGUCUGGGCUCUCCUUUGCUUAGAGGUCUUCAGACAGAGAGGCUGGGUGGCCACUCUGUUAUCUGCUGCAGGUAGGGAGGGUGUACUAGCCUCGGUUUCUAGGCCCCUUUAUUCUCAAAGAUCAAAUACGCUAGUUUGGCUUUUUUUUUUUAAAUGAAAAACAGGAACUUGAGGAACCUUGAGAUUUUACCACAGAAAGGGUGGUUUCCAAGCCUGCAACUUUAUUGCCUGAAAAGAUGCUGCUGCAUCAGUGAGAUUGUUCUGCCAUCCUGCAGCCUUGCAAGUAAGCUUUGAAAUAACUUGGGCAGAGUGGAAUAACCCUUUGGCGUCUCACUAGAUCUGUUGUCUGUAUUGCUAGAUCAGACCUGGCAAAAGAGGGUGCCUUGACCGUGCCUUCGGUGCUCUGACCUUUUGUAUUUAAGUAACUUAUCACAGGUAUAAGAUGGAGGCUGCUGUCCAGCUGCUGCUAUGAGAGGCAGUAGUUGCUCCAAACCAGCCUUUGAGUUGGUUGGUCUUGCAUGUAACUGGCCCCCAUUUUGCGCCUCACUCAGAGAGAGGCACUGCUCCUUUUGACCUUGGAUGCAUUCUCUCUCCUUCCCCCUUUACUUGGUUCUUGCUGUAAAGUUGAGCUGUGAUUAUGCAACUUGCUGUUUCCCUGGAGGCAUCGAGAACCUUGAAGUUCUUUAGAUUCCAAGAAACUCGGAGCAAUUUGGGCGGGUGUUUUCCAUCUGGUUCCAUUCAGUCUCUCCUCCCCCCCCCCACCCCUUCUGUGCCCCUUUACUGCCCGAGGGAAGGUCUGUUAAGUGAACUCCCAGAAAAAGGAAAGGAAGGAGAAUCCUUUGUGCUGGGGCCACAAGUGGCUCUUUAAAGAGCAUGUUUAAACUUGUGGGUUUCAUGGCUGGUGAGGCUCACAGCCUGUAGGGAUGCAUAAAGGAAUUAUGUGGAGCCCAAAAGGUACAGAUUUGGGUGGGGUAUGACCGAGGCCAGAUCACUCUGCAUGCUGGAGUCUUUGUCAGAACAGCUGGGAUGGGGGUUAGUCAGUGUAAGAGAGCUGCAAGCAUAACGUGAAGCUGGAAGGGCAGGUCUUGGGAAGCAAGGCUGAAAUAACUGGAUGUAUUUAGCCUGCCCUGGGUGCUGUCUCAUGCCAGAUUAGAACAUUGGUCCAUCUCGCUUUGUUGUUGUGUACACUGGCAGCAAAGGCUUUCCACGGUUUCAGAUGGAAGCCUUACCUAGCCCAUUCUGGAGAUGCUGCCAGGGAUUGAACCUGAGACCUUUUGGGACCAUGGUGCUAGAGCCCAUACCUAAAGAAGCCUGAUUAUCAGAGCCUGAACCAUGAAGCCUUUCCUUGGCAGAUAAGAGAUGUCUUUCCAGGGCAGGUAGUUGUAAGCCAGUGGGCCACAUUGUGACUGGUAGUGGUCCUGCUCUUCGCCUAUGCCCUGGUGGGGGAAAGCUUCAGCUGUUUUCCUCAAAACCUGUCUUGAGUGAAAGAGAAAAUACGUCUGUGCAUGUGGAUUUGACACAGGGUUGAACUAUUUCUUGCCACCUUCCUCUUCCCGCUACAGCAGCAUGUCAACCUGGGCCUCAUGUCGCUCCAUUCCUGACUGGUCCACUAAGUCCCUCUGCACCUUUACUGAAAUUGCUGAUCUUCCAACAAAAACAUGUAACUUGUCACUAAGAUCAGACUCCAUAUCUGAAGACUGGAAAAUGGCUAAUAUGACAACAAUUUUUGGAGAGAUCCACGUUGCAUUCUGGAAAUUACUAGGCCAGUUAGCUUAAUGUUUCUUCCGGAAGACUGGUGGAAAGUGUUAUUAAAGAUAAAAUAAGCAGGCAUAUAGAAGAAUAAGCCUUUGCUGAAGCAGAACCAGCAUGGCUUCUGCAAGGGUGAGCCCUGCCUCAUUAACACAUUUGAAUUAUUUUGAGAGUGCCAAUAAGCAUAUAGAUUAAGAUGACCCAGUCAAAAUAGUAUGCAUAGACUUUCAAAGUCUCAUGAAUCAAGUCUCAUGAGAAAGCUUAGCGGUCACGAAGUGAGAAGUGAGGUUCUUUUGCGAAUCAGAAACCAGCUAAGAAGCAGGAAGCAGAGAGCAGGAAUAAAUGAACAGUUCUUCCAUUGGAGGAAUGAACUGAUUGUGACUGACCAGGAACAAGAGCUUGGGAUCAUAGUGGAUAGCCCAGUGUGAGGCAGCUGUGAAAAUGGCAAAUUCCAUGCCAAGGAUCAUUAGGAAAGGAAUAAAAAUUAAAACUGCUUUUAUAUCACCAUUAUACAAAUUAUUGUGUGGCUGCACUUUGAAUACUGUGCACUGUUCUGGUCACCUCACCUCAAAAAGUUGUGGAAUUGGAAAAGAUUCAGAAAAGGGCAACCAGAAUGAUCAUGGGGAUGGAGAAACUUUCAUAUGAGGAAAGGUCACAGCUGUUAGGACUUUUUAGUUUAGAGAAAAUGCAAGUAAAAAGUGACAUGCUAGAAGUUUAUAAAAUGAUGCAUGGCAUCAUUUUAUAGAAAAAGGUUUUUCUCCCUCUCUAUGUCACUAGAAUUUAUAUAUCACUUAAUCACUAGUGUUUCUAAGCAGUGGAGUAAAAGAGAGAAUGAAACAAUAAAAAUCCAUAAUAAAACUGAUCCGUAUACCUUAAAAUGACUGCUUGGUUGACCUCUAUUUGAAAAGUUGUUUGGCAAAGGUAGUUCUGGUGUUUUGUACUGAUGACUCACCAUAUGAGCAGGUCAUCUCUCAUCUGGUCCACUUAUGGUCUCAUCACCACCGGUUGGUAAAUAGUCAUGGUCUUCUAGGAAACGGACAAAUUGAUUACUUUCUGCCUCCUCAGGUACUUAAAAUAAUAAUUUCUUUCACGAUGUACUAACUAGCUGAAGUUGAAUGUGCUGGUUGCUUUGACUGGCUUCUUUGAAAGGCUUGCAUCAGGGUGCUUGAGUAUUUGCACAGUUCUUUCCCAGGCAGUUGGGUGCGGUGGAAUAGCAUUGGGAGGCCACUCAGGCUUCCUGGUGGCAGAAUGGAAUGAAUGGGUCAGCUGGCCCAGUGAAGAAGGGAUCAGAGAAGCCUGUUUCUUCUCUGUUGCCUCUCCUAGGCCCAAAAUGCUGCUUGGCAAGUUUACAGCCUCAACUGCCACUCCCAGCCCCAGCCCGCUGUUCCUUACAGAGACUUCCAAGCUUGUUGCUGUUAUCACAUGUCUUUGGCAAAGCCACAGCACUGGCCACGGCAUAAAAUACAAGGCUUGCUAUAUGGUAACAAUGGGGCAUGUGGUGUCCUUCGUUUUAUUUCUAGGGCAAAAUAUGGCCUUGUACCUUUUCACAUUCCUGGGUCUGUGCUUGGCAGGCUCAGCAGAUUAGACAAGUAGAACCACCUCAUUCUACCCAGCAGGUGUUGCUGCGGCACCUUUCUAGAAAAACCUCUUCCAUCACCGUUGGCCUUGCUUGGUCUGUUCUCUGUAGUGCUUCAGUCAGUCAUGACACUUGCCUUCAUUUCUCCCCCCAGAUUUGAAGCUUCAUCUCCAGAGCACAGACUAUGGGAAUUUCCUUGCAAACGAAGCCUCUCCCCUCACUGUGUCUGUCAUUGAUGACAAGCUGAAGGAGAAGAUGGUGGUGGAGUUCCGCCACAUGAGAAAUCACGCCUAUGAACCUUUGGCCAGCUUCCUGGACUUCAUCACGUAAGAGCCAGCAGCGGGCACGUGCAAUGGGGCAAAGUGUUGGUUCCCUUGAGAAGCUGUAGUGUCUGUCCCUACAUCUGUGUGACUUCUGUGGUCUCUCCUGCCAAGCAAUCUGACCCGACCAGCUUGGCUUAAAAAAUGUUUUAUGAGCAGUGAUCCUGGACAGUGUAGUCCAUGCUCUGGGAACUGAGGCUAGAUUAAUCCUGUGUACUCUAACUGGGGCUGCCUUUGAAGAUGGCUCAACAGGUCCAGAACACAGCAACCAGAUUAAUGAUUGGAGUUCUAUUUGCAAUUCACAUCACCCCUCAUUUAAAACAGCUGCAUUGGUUGCUAGUUUAUUCCUGGUCCAAUUCAGAGUGCCCAUGAGAGUAUUUAAAGCCCUAAGCAACUAAGGCCCCUAAUACCUGAAGGGCUGUCUUUUCCCCUCGUAGCCAAUGAAGUUAAUCCGAGGUGCAGUUAUGGCUAAUUGAAACUCUCGGUUGCUAUGAUUGGCAGAUGAUGCCUUCUGAUAGUUCUCCUGAUAGUUCUGGUGCCCUUGGAAGUUCAAGGAGUGGUGACCUCAAUGGGGACCUUCUCUGUUUCAGUCCCUAAGCUGUGGAAUCCCCCCCCCCCCGGUGUGUGGCACCUUCAUUGCUUACCUUUCCUCAUAUGCUGAAGAAACACCUCCUUACCCUGGCCUUUGACACCUGACAUGUUUCUUAGCAUCCACCAUAUUUUUCUGAUAGUGAAUUAUUUUAACUGGUUCUAAUACCAUAUUUUUGUAUUGUAACUGCCGCCGGACUUCAUGGUGAAGGUCAGGUUAAUAAUAAUAAUAAUACAGCAACCCUUUAGCUUCACUUUAGAUUUUGGUUUCCACAUUAAAGUAGGGAAGCUACUUCAAGGUGGAAGAGGGUCUUUCACAGCUGGUUUUCCUUCUGAGGGACUGACUGGAUCAUUGCUUUCUACUUGCCAUUCUAUGAGCCUGGUUAGCAUAUGUGAUUAAUAUCUCACACCUUGUUGGGUUUCUUAAUGAGCCAUGAUCCAAAAGAGAUAUUUUGACCAAUGACAGAUGCCUGUGGAGGGAGGGAAAGGGGCCUAUAGUGCAUCCUCCAUAGAUGGAGGAGAAAGAAGCUCUUUCAUCACCUAGGUGGCUUUGCGGAGGCAGCUUAGCUGCUGAAAUAUUGAAAAGGGUAUUGAAGCACACCAAGAGCCACAUGUAGCAGGAUCAAAAGAGCCAGCUGGCAAGUGGCCCUGGUGGCUUUGUUUUCUAAGGAGUCCAGUCUGCCUGGGCAAAUGCCCAGAAAGAGCUUGCUGAAUUGGCCAAAGGCUCUUCAGGGUAGGCAGAGAGAAAGAAGAAGAUGGCUGGGUGAAAUAUACAACUUAGGCGGGGAAAGGGAUAGAGAAUUUGAGGGAACUUGCCUUUCUUCUGCUCCUCCUUGGAUCUUGAUUUUGGGAAAUUCUUGUUCUGAGCUAUUUGCGAACUGUGGUAUGUGGCCUACCAGUGAGGUUCACUUGCUGUUGGAGGUUUAUGGAAUUAAAAGUAGAAUACAGCAAAGUACAACAUAAGAAGCAAUAAAAAUACAAUUAAAAACCAGGCAGGCAGAAGAAUCAUAGCAUAGUUUGCCAAGACCCACAGCAAUUUUCAAGUGGUCCAUGGUGGGGAAACAUUUGGGAGCCACUGCUUUAAAAAGUUUUACAGGUGGAUAGUUCAAGGCUGGAAAUGUGAGAAGAUCCAGUGUCUGCUCUUAAGGCUAGACCAAAAAAACCCCCCUAAACCUGAGCCUGGUCUCAGCAUCUCUGAAGAAAACUGGAGCUCAUCUCUGCGGAAGCUUGGAAACAUUGCCUGUUCUGUCUAGAACUCUGGUCCUGGUGCUCUCACUCCUGCCUUGGGCGUGGCAAAGAAGCGGAGAUCCUUUCCUGGGCCUCUUGGUGUGAGUGAUUGUGCACUCUGGCUUCAGAACACGGUCUGCUUGUUGGCUUCCGCUGCAGGAUUUGGCUGAGUGCUCUGACUCUUGAGUGCUUCUGGUGCAGUCUUGAUCCAUCCAGUUUUUUAAUUACCAGCGGGGAUUAUAAGAGCUUGCUCCUAGGAGAUGGUGCCUUGUUUGGAAUCCUUUUUUAUGGUGGCUUUGCCUUGAAAGACCUAGUAAAACAAAUGUCACUCAGAUAAAAGUUUUUUUAUGGCUUCCUGAGGAGAUGGAGAACAUGCAAGCCUCCCAUGCUGAAGUAGUCCCCCUCCCCCCCCCCCCCCCGUCUCUGUUGAUCUUGACUAGAGAGAGGCCUGUGUGCCUCUGCCAAAGACCUUGGUCUGUCCUCUGGGUGGGGCUCUUUGGCCCAGCAGGGCAUGUCAUUUCAGGCGGUCAAACUUAAUUUCUUCAAAUUUCUUCAGUGAAAAAACAUGCUUUGCAGCUUGAGGAAUUCCAAUCUGGUAUUUUUCUGAUUGGACAACAUUUAGCCUGGUAAGUCUACUUUUGACGAAGAAGCACAUUAACUGCUUUUGGAAAACCAAAGUAUUUUAAUUUUACCUUCAGGUAAUGCUAAAUAAUACAAAUAUUAAUGAUAACAUUAAUAUGUAAUAUAACUGCAAGUACUUGGCAAUCAUUUUUUGAUGAUUUCUGUGCAAUUGUAUACACAUUCUGUUUCCCAAACAAAACUAAAUUAUAUUAAUUUAGCCAAAAUAUAUUUUGAACUCCCAAGUCAUGUUACAACUUUUUAGCACCACUCACUUUUAGAAUUUGAAAGUUGAAAAAGUCAACACACCCUAUAAAAUGGUCCAAGUUUACAGCAUUGAGCAGCAGAGCAUCUCCUGCACCGCUGUACCAGGAGACAUCUAAGCCAGCGGUGUGGCAUCUCUGUGCCUGCAACAAAGGCUGCUGUGGGAUACUGCCACCUCCUCCUCCUCCCCUUUGGCAGUGGCAGGGGAGUUUUCUGCAGGCAGCAGCACUAGGUAUAGGAGUGGAGGCUUUUUACAGCAUUGUAGCAGCAGCACCCCUUUUGGGCACAUGGUGCUCUGCCUGCCCCUCUUUGCUGCAGCAGACAUUUCCAACCAUGAGGACUUCACUGCUUAGAAAUAAAAAGCAAGGGGAAAAGAUUCUCAUGGAGCCUAAUAGAUGGAGGGAAGAUUCUGCCCUUCUGCUCCUCCGUCUCUCUUAAAUAGGGGAUCAGGGACUGCGUUUGGGCUGCACCACUUCAGCUUGCAAGGGGGGUUCAUUUUAUUGAAUUUCCAUGCAAGGAAUUCAUUUUGCAUAGGGAAGGACCAUAUCUAUGAACAAGAGCGCUGAAGCUGGAUCAGGCCAAAGGGUGGCUAUCUAGUUCAGCCUCCUGCUCUCACAGUGGCCAGGCAGAAGUCCCAAGGGAAAGCCUGCAAGUAGGAUGUGAGCACAUCAGCAACACUUUCUCGCCUUGCAAUAGAGCAUAGCCACCUUGGCUAGUAACCAUUCACAGAGGAUGAGGCUCACCCAAUUUUAAAGUUGUCCAUGUUGGUGGCAAACACACCAUAUCUUGUGGGAAAAGAUGCACGUCCUUCGGCUGGGUUGGCAAUCCAAGAGUAACCUGCAAGCUGCUCCAUGUUUUGCUCAUGGUGCAAAGCUAGUCAGAGCCUCUCUAUGGGGCUUUCUGUGUUGGCUGUGGCUGAGCCUUGCCAUUCUCUCUUACCAGUGGAAGCACUGCUGGCUCCUGCCACCUGGGCAGCUGGCCAUGUUGCACAACACUAUGCAAAAGGGAACACCUCCCUGCAACUAUUGGUUCUUCUCCUCAAUGCAAACUGGCUGCCGGCCACCUCCCAGCACUCCCCAGCUCCUGGCAGUUUUGCUGAAAGGGUUGUUUGAGGCAUGUUGCAAGGAAGGAGAAGGAAUUAAGUGUACCUGCAGGAUGGAAACCACUUCCUGAAUCUGGCCGGGGUGUUUUGACUUGUGGGCUGGGACGAUUUCCCAGCUUCCCUCUUAUCAUCCCUUGUUCUCAGUGAUCCAAGGGGAAGGAGCAGCUGCCUCAGUUUGCUUUCCUUGCUGCCUUUGAUCGUUCUGCUUUGGUCAGCUGACUCCACGCCAUCGUUCAGCAGCAGGCCUGCUCCGUUUGUGCUGGAGGCAUUUGUAAGGUGAUGGACUAUGUGCUGCAGUGGCCCUGCUUUGAGAAACACUUUGAUGUUCCUGUUUGGGUGUGUUCUGCUCUGUGUGCUGUAGGCAGGCCUCGCUGAGCUUUAUUAGUGCCAGACCCGAGGACCACUUAAAUCUACUUGAAGAGCUUCAGGCUUGUGUCCUAAUGAAUUGCGGCCUCUUUGUCUGAUUUGCGUUUGUCAGAAGGAUCUUGGGGUUUUAGUACACCACAAACCAAGCAUGAGCUGGCAGAGCAACACAGCAGAAAGAAAGUGACAAAGGCUAUUUACUACAAAAACAACCUGUAAACAGAUAAAAACAUCAGCAGGAUUAUUGUAAUAACCUGCAGUUUUACAAGGUACAGUGGUACCUUGAGUUACAAAUGCCUCAGGUUACAAAGGCUUCAGGUUGUAAACUCCGCUAACCUUAAAGAGUUACCUCAAGUUGAGAACUUUGCCCCAGGAUGAGAACAGAAAUCGUGUGCUGGCGGUGCAGCAGCAGCAAGAGGCCCCAUUAGCGAAAGUACGCCUCUAGUUAAGAACAGUUUCAGGUUAAGAACGGACCUCCAGAACAAAUUAAGUUCGUAACUAGAGGUACCACUGUAUAUAUUUAAAGUAGAUGAAUAAAUGAACAAAUUAAGAUAAUUUGGAUAUGCAUAAAAUAUUAAAAAUAAAAAUAAAUGUAAGGAACCAUAGAAAGUGGGGGAAGGGAGUCAACCUGGACCACUUUCUCUCUUGGGUGCUGCCUUUUUAGAAGGAGAGCAACAAACUCGUGAAGGGUGACAAAGAUGGAGAGGAAGUCCUAUGAGGCUGGCAGAUUCUUGUUUAGUCCAGAGAAGACGUGGCACAACAGCCACCUUCAGAUAUUUUAGAGAGAUGCCAUAUAGAUGAUAGAGUAGGUUUGACGUCUGUUGCUGCAGCAGCUGGGGCCAAACGGAACAGUGGCAUGAAAGAGAAUUUUGGCUAAACAGCUGUUUUGGCAGUGGGGGGGGGGAGGCAGCCUGGGACAGAAGGGCACGGGCUCCGUUUCCUUAGAGGCUUUUUGGCAGAGCCUGGAUGGCCACCAGUGAAGGGUUCUGAUGAAGUAGGUGGCCUCUGAGGUUCCUUUCCAACUCUGAUAAUAGGAUUUGCAAUACCUGAUUUCAUUAUUGGACCAAUAGUGUAUGUGAAAUCGCUUGUAAACUGCUCUUGAAUUUGCAGAUGAAAAGGAAUUAAACAGGUGCAGGCAGCUCCCUUUUGCAAUACCCGUGUCUUCAGUCUGCCGUUUUGCCCCCCACCCCACCUCUAGCCAUGAGGCCUCAGUGAAGUCUACUUCAGUGAAGGCAAAGAGUUCAUAUUCCCCACUUGGCUGGUCAUAGCAGUUGUCUUUUUUACUUCCUUUCAGGUACAGCUACAUGAUUGACAACGUAAUCCUCCUGAUCACUGGGACACUGCAUCAACGCUCCAUUGCUGAGCUGGUGCCCAAAUGCCACCCCCUGGGGAGUUUUGAGCAGAUGGAGGCGGUGAACAUUGCCCAAACCCCUGCCGAACUGUACAACGCCAUUUUGGUCGACACACCCCUAGGUGAGGAAGAGUUUGCAGAGUUUCAGGGGCUUUGCUCUUCCGCAGGGGAAUGUAUUUAAAGGGAGACCCAAAAUUAUUGGGGGUUCUUGACAUGAAGGGUUCCUGUAGUGGUGUUUUAACACACAAUAUUAGCCAUUGUCUACAGUUUGGUAACUGCAGGAAAUCCUUCUGGGCUCUUUGACUGACUGACUGACUUGAAAGCUCAAUGUGAAAAUCACUGACUCCUUACCUUUGAGGGCCAGUGGAAGAGGAGGAGGAUCUCCUCCUGAUUUGCCUUGACCACACAGAACUUGAAACUCUGCUGGCCAGGGAGUCUGGGUGGGAGGUGGCUCUCCUUCCCUGGCCCUUCAGCUGGGCUCACCCUUCUCCCUUCCUUACAGCUGCCUUUUUCCAAGACUGCAUAUCUGAGCAGGACCUUGAUGAAAUGAACAUUGAAAUUAUCCGUAACACACUUUAUAAGGUAAGCACUCAGUUGCUACUUUCCUCAAAUAAGAACCUUGUAAAUUGAUGAUGAUUGUCUGAGGCCAUUAAAUGCAUUUUUGGAGUUUUCUUGCUUCAGAUGCUUUCCAUGCAUGCAAUUGAAUAUUGCUGUUUGGUUUUAAUUCUUUUAUAUCUAAGGUUAUUGACAAUUAUAUUCAGGGGGUGACGACUUUGGUUUUAAUUCUGUGUGUUUUUGCCAUGAGAUUUUCAGAUGAAGGGCAAAUUAUGAGCAUGGUAAUUAAUAAAUAAAUGCCAAGUCGAUUGGCUGUUGCUGCUGAGCCAAGAGCCACUUGCAGCUGCCCUUGCUGACAGAAAGGUCUGUUUGUCCCACCCAAGGCCCCUCCCUCUCAGUGCUUCCUUCUGCCUAGCAGGACUUGGUGGGGGUCUCCAAGCCCCCCAAGUUAAUGAGUCACUGAGCUUUGGUGCAUGCCAAGCUGUUUCUGAAUUAGUGAUUAUCCUUCCUGUAGGAUUUUAGUACAGCACUGUCACUGCCCUGACACAAUCACUAACACGGUUGGCUGGAGCCAGGUGGGGUGGAGGGGAAUGGUUGGCACCUAACCUCAGGGCGUGUCCCUGCUGGGCUGUGAGCAGCCUGCCUGCCACAGCUCUUCCGGCUGGCACCGUCUGGUUUGAGGUGGAUCAGUCUGCUCCGCAGUCAGAAGGUUUGCUCUUGGUGUGUAAAUGUUUGGGGGGGGCAGUGAUGCUGCUGUGGUUGCGUGACUAUCGCUCCAUCUCACAUGCCUGGCAACAGAGGGUGCCUGGAUUGCAGCUGCCCUCCUAGAUCCCACUGGUCCUAACUAGCUACAGGUAGAUCCAUGUCUGCAGGGGGAGAGCCAAGGAUUACAUGAGACACCCAGAGUGUUAAAGGGCAGGUGAGGAAAAGGAUGUUUGCAGAGAGCUGCUAUCCAAGCAAGCAAAGAGGCUGUGUUAACUGCUGGGCUCCUGCUUGGGACCUUACACACAGCAGAGAGUCCUGGCUGUCAUGCAUUGACACAAGGAUGGGUAGUGAAUCCCCCCAAGAGGCUGUCUGAGGUUCGCAUUGCCAGCGCACCCAGGGGUGUUGGGAGCUGGAUUCUAGCAAUGUCUGGGCACCUGUCACUCACCCACAAAGGGUCCCUGUCUCUACACCAAGAGAGUGGAAUUUGGGUGCUGGUCAGGCCCCCCUGGAAUCCUGUGUCCAAUUCAGGGCACCUCAGUUUUAGAAGGACAUGACUGACUUUUAUUCAUAUUUCUACUCUGUCCUUCACCAUGCUAAAUACACAACAAAUUAAAACAACAUAUAAUGCAAAGCUUCAGUUAAACAGCUGUUGGAAAUAAUACCGCUAAAAAUGGUGGAACAUUCCCUUCUUUAUCCUCCACCCUCAAAGAAGGACCUCCUGGGCAACACAAGGCACUUCAUAUAAAUAAAUCAUAGAACCAUGGAAUUGCAGAGUUGGAAGGGACCACAAGGGUCAUCUAGUUCAACCCUCUGCAGUGCAGGAAUGUUUUGUCCAUAAUCCUGAGGUUGAGUCUUGUGCUCUACCAACUGGACUGGUCCGUGGAAGAUGUACAGGAGACAGAUUCUGAGUCUCUUCUGAAGAGGGUGGUGUGGAUUCAGUGGGGGUGAUGGUCUGGGAGAGUCCUGUGAGGGUUAGUUGAAAGAGCUGUUGAGCAUGUUGAUCCUGGAGAAAUGAAGAUUACAGGGAGACACAAGGAAGGGAGUCUCCAAAGGGCUCUGAAGUCUGUGAGAAAGUGGAGCAGGCUUCUUUCUUUCUCUUGCUCUACAGCAGGGUGGGGUGGCUAAACCCCAGUCUGAGGCCUGAUCCAGCCCAUGGCCAAUUUUCCUACCCCCCCCCACAGCCCACAAUUUGACAGCAGUAGGAAAAAGAAAAAAUAGACACACAGUGCUUCAGUGGGGGAUGCUGUGCCCUAUUUUUUUGUUUUUGUUUUGCUUGCAGGGAGUCAUCAGAUUGACAAGUAAAGAGAGGGUGAUAACUCCCCCUUCUCAGCUGAUACUGUGUGUGUGUGUGUGUGUGUGUGUGUGUGUGUAAGUAAAUGAGGGUGUUGGGUGGCUAUGCCCACCCUGGCACAUGCAGACUCCAAAAGGUAGCCAGAGGGUGAAUAUGGUCCUCUUGUUCAUCUCUCUUGCUCUAAAUGGCAGGCCUAGAACUAACAGGUGGCAACAGCAAAGAGGUGGAUUUCCUUGAAAUGUGUUGAGUCACUUGCUGCUGUUUGACUGUGGCGCAGGAGGUAGAGGACUCUCUUCCACUGGUGAAGCACUGUGUAUGUUCCAUACCCAUAAACAACUCCUCCUCCUCCAACGAUAGAAGGGAGCCUCAGAUGGGCCGUUUCCUGCUUGCUGCAUGAAAUGGAUUUGUGCAAAGGAGUGGCACUUAAUUCCUCAGUUUCUCCCUGUGCCAUGCAGUGUUGUCAAGUCCAACACAGAUGUGGCGGCUGUUUUGGUCCAGUAGCCUCCUACUUGUCCAGUAAAGGGAGAAAGUAAGGGAGGCACUGGGGUAACUUACGUUAGGCAGCUGCUGCUGAGGCUUCUCCAUUUUGUCUCUGCACUGGAUGGACUCUUGGGUUGGGUGGAAGAUGCUCUGGAUUCCUGUCCCUACAGCAUUUCUCCUUCAAAAACACUGAUGAAACAGCAGGGGUAGGGCAGAGGCCAAGGAGCUGCCCCUCUCCUUGGUUGCACCUUCACCAUUUGGUACCUCCUGUGUGCAGAGCAGCCCUUGUUCCUCCUUGUUGAUGUGACUGUGUUCUUCUUGGGCUCUGACAGGCUCACUGACUCUUCUUGUGUCGCUUUGGUCCCUCCCAGGCUUACCUUGAGUCUUUCUACAAGUUCUGCAAAAUCCUGGGCGGCACAACAGCUGAUGCCAUGUGCCCCAUCUUGGAGGUAGGAGCCAGCUGGCAGCCCCCUUGCCUGCUUUUGUGUGGGGCCAGCCAGCAGAGAAACUCCUGCCGCCCCUGGAGUGAGCAUUGCCUGUCUCUCUACCUUCUGCCACAGCCCAGCCAAGAAUUCCCGCUUCAGUGCUUUCAAAAGGCUGUUCUGUCCCUUUUGGGAGGGGUCUGCCAAAGUUGCAACUGAAGCCUUUUCUGGAAGCUAUCAGGGCUCUUAAUUUGGCCACAGCAGGGAUAUAUUUGAGUUGAACUCUUCCUCCUUUCACCAUCCCUUGCUUCUUUACUUACCGUAUUUUGCGCUCCAUAGGACGCUCCGGCCCAUAGGACGCACCUAGUUUUUUGGGGGGGAAAUAAAGAAAAAAAAAUUUAUUUCCCCCCCAGGUGCGGGGCUGGAAGAACUAGGUCGGGGAACAGCGGGAAGGUGCGCUCUGCCUCCCCGCUGUCCCCCGAGCUUGUGGGGCUGGCGAUGGGGAGAAGUGCGCUGAUCCUGGGACUGCAGGCAGCUCUGCGCGGCCAUCCGGAGCGGGGCGGGACUUCGCGCCCGGCUCCCGGUGGCCACGCAGAGCUGCGCUGAUCCCGGGACUGCAGGCAGCUCUGCGCGGCCAUCCGGAGCGGGGCGGGACUUCGCGCCCGGCUCCCGGUGGCCACGCAGAGCUGCGCUGAUCCCGGGACUGCAGGCAGCUCUGCGCGGCCAUCCGGAGCGGUGCGGGACUACGCGCCCGGCCCCCGGUGGCCGCGCAGCGCUGCGCUGAUCCGGGGAGUGCAGGCUGCGCGGCGCGGCCAUCCGGAGCGGGACUUCGCACCCGGCUCCCGGUGGCCGCGCAGAGCUGCGCUGAGCCCGGGACUGCAGGCAUCUCUGCGCAACCCUCGGAGCCGGUCUCCCGAGGGUUGCGCAGAGCUCCUGAAGCCUGGAGAGCGAGAGGGUCAGUGCGCACCGACCCCUCUCGCUCUCCAGGCUUCAGCGAAGCCUGCAUUCGCCCCAUAGGACGCACACACAUUUCCCCUUCAUUUUUGGAGGGGAAAAAGUGCGUCCUAUAGGGCGAAAAAUACGGUAAUAUAUAUGACUGCCCCCCCCCAAUUUAAGGAUACAUUAGAAACUUUUAAAGAAGCUGGUCAGAUCCCUUGUUUCCUGCAGACAAAAAGUUGGUAGGAGGGGAUGCAGCCUUGCUGGGAGCCCUGGAGGUCUUGCUGGCCUCUGCUGCCCGCUUUGGGGGGGGCAGUGCUGGUGCUGGGCCCCUGCUGCCCUUUCUAACACUGCUAACCUGCCCGUCUCUUUCCUUGCAGUUUGAAGCUGACCGAAGAGCCUUCAUCAUCACCAUCAACUCCUUUGGCACAGAGCUGUCCAAGGAAGAUCGCGCAAAGCUCUUCCCCCACUGUGGAAAGCUCUAUCCAGAGGGCCUGGCUCAGCUGGCCAGGGCAGAUGACUACGAGCAAGUCAAGGCAGUGGCUGACUACUACCCUGUAAGCUUCCUGCCUCUGAGCUGGGCCUGGAGCAGGGGAGGAGGAGGACAAUGUACAGUGUAGUAUUUGGGGGUGGGCAGGCAUGUUUUGUUUCUGGGGCGAUCACGUGGUUGUUCAGUCCUCACCUAGCUGUCAGCAGCAGGCUGUGGCUUCAGUGAUUAGGCUAUUAACCCGGAACAUUUUGGAGCUUUGAAAAUGGGGAUAAAUCUCCCUCCUUGUGUCACUCUCCACAUUUUUGUCACACUCCUCCUUCCUUGUAUCCCAUAAAAGGGUAGACCAGAGCAGCUUAUAGCAUGACCUUCCCAGGGGCUGCUCUCUGCCAGGGGUGGUGAGUCUGAAAAGUCCACUUUCUUUUGUCAUUAGUACUGCACUUUCCUAGCUUUCAAGCUACAGUAUCGUAUCUCUCCCCCCGCCCCCAGCAAGCCUAGUGCUUUAACCUUCACUACUGAUGGAGGAGCAACACCUCCCCCCAUCAAAGCUCCAUAUUUGUGUCAACUUCUAAUGAACUUGACCUUCAAAACUUGCUAAUUUUUCAGAUGCUUUUCAGUGUAACACCCCCCCCCCCCAGCCCUGGUGUGUCCCUCCCUCCCUCCCUCCCUCUCUAUCCCUCCUCCUCUCUUUAGCUGCAGGGCUCUUCUUUCCCUUUUCCUGCAGCCACUUCAUGCAUGGUGGUGUUGCUGCCUUGCUACUUCUUGUGCUUUUUAAAGUCACACACCCCACCCCAGGAUCCACCCUCCCUUCAGCUUUCUUCUCUGGCUCCAGUAGGGAGCAGUGAUGGCAUUCUGAGCUUGUUUCAUUUCAUGCUUGUCGAAAGGCUGAUCCCUUGCUUGACUCGUCUUGUAGCAGCUUUUCUCCCCCACAGGAAUAUAAGCUGCUGUUUGAAGGAGCUGGUUUAAAAAAAAAAAAAAAAUGUUUAUUAAGAGUUUAGAAAUUACAGAAAGAAGAAAAAAAGUUAAGCAAAGCAAAACAAUACAAUACAAUACAUAUAAAACAGAAAAUACUACUUAUUUUAACAAAACAAAAACAGAAACAAUUAAAAACGCAUCCAAUAUUUCCAUAUCUUAUCUUUCAUUUACUUGUUUCAACGACCUCCUCACACCUCCCUUUUUUGUAUUCUAGUUCAGUUAGCUAUUUCAGCAAAUCCUUUCCAUCUUUCUCAGUUUUUGUCCCAUAAUUUAUCUUAACACAAUCUAACCUUAUUCCCCCCCCCCCUUUAGCCCAUUAACAGUCUAUUUUUACUUAAUUCUUUAUAACAUUCCCCCACAGGAAUAUAAGCUGCUGUUUGAAGGAGCUGGUAGCAACCCAGGGGACAAGACUCUUGAGGACCGAUUCUUUGAGCAUGAGGUGAGCAGGCUUCCCUUGCUUAUCAGGUGCCUUGAUUGCACUACAAGCUCAACUAGCCCCGUGAACUAGCGUUUGGAGACUCUUUACCCUGAUGAUUCACUUCCCCAGCGUGAGGCCAGCAAAGAGUCUCUCUUGAAAGCUUCCCCAACACAUCCACUGUUGCAUUUAUUUCUGCCUUGUAUGCAUUUGUCCCAAGCCAGCCAGCUACUUUGCAGCUGCUAGCGCUGUCCUUGGCAGCCAAGAGGAAGCUGACAGCAGGGAGCACCUCUCCCCCCACCCCAACUGAGUCAGAGUGUGGAAGGAAACAGCCGCUACCAAUACCAACCAGGGCUAGGCCACUCUGAGAUCGCUGGGCCUGGUCCCUGCCUUAUCUGAAUGCCGCAGGUCUGGUGGGUAAGGCACCGUUAUGCCAAGGAGGCAUUUAUUCUGUCUUGACUUGCUGAGAUCAGACAAGCAUGAAUGGCCGUGGGGCUGACAAAGAGCCCAGAAGCCUGAGCACUCUGUGGAGGAGCCACAGCCCUCUGGCUUUGCUGCUGACCUCCUCUGGUCCUCAUCCACUGAGAGCUUUUGAGGUCAAAACCAGCCCUUGAAAUUGUGCCUGGGAACCAGCAAAGAUGAUGCAUCUCCCAGUCCCAGGAUCAUAAUUUUGCUGCCCUACUUUCACCAACUGCAGUUUCCCAAUUGUCCUUUAAAGCAGCCCCAAGCACUGAGGGUUGUACUGGGCAAGGCAUGAACCAGCAUGCAGCACAGAUGACAGUGGCCAAGCACUCAUAUGUCUAGGAGAGGCUUCUGUUAGCCCAUCAGACUAAGCUGGUGUGAAUGUGUCCAGGGGUGUUCUGUACUCUGUAUUCUUCUCACCAGCUAAUUUCCCCUUGCAGAGACACAGAGCAGGUUCCUGGGGCCAGCUUGGAUCCUGUCUGUGGGCCCCUUUCUCCACACGAAGCCAGAGGGGAGAGUGGUGUGACUUUCCUCCUAGCUGGCUGGGUGUUGCUGUGAAAUGCUUGCACGGAAAGAGCGGCUGGCAGGACUGUGUUUGCUCACCUGGUAUCUGCUCUCAAUAGGUGAAGCUGAACAAGCUGGCUUUCCUGAACCAGUUCCACUUCGGUGUCUUCUAUGCUUUUGUGAAGCUGAAGGAGCAAGAGUGCCGCAACAUCGUCUGGAUUGCGGAGUGCAUCGCCCAGCGCCACCGGGCAAAGAUAGACAAUUACAUCCCCAUCUUCUAA